AUGGCGGGCAUCGACGUGUUUUUGCUCGGACAGGGCAAGAGCCCAACCCAAUUCUUUGAGCUCGACGGAUUGAAAAGUCUGGAUGAUCUCCGCGCCGCCGUGUUGAAAAGGUUCGCCAUUCUGGCGGAGAGAGCAGAAGUGCGCUUCUUUUGCGGGUCCGAGGAAGUGCAAAACCUGGGAGAAAUAGAGCAUGGACGUGUCGGGGUUGCCGUCGGCCGCAAUGGAGUAAGAGAUCCCGAGGGACCGACGGGCGUCCCGAUUUUUGGCAACUACUUCGACAUUUACCCCGACCAUGUCGGUAACUAUCGAGGGCUCUUCGAGAGAUACGGGGGCGUUAUCAAGGUCUGCAAUAUGGGGCGAACCUUUUACCUGACCAACGAACCUGAGGUGGCCAGGUUUGUUUUCAGAGACGGCGACUACUUUACCAAGGCGCCGACGUCUCCAGGCCACCCGCUCCAUGGGAUCGAGGACCCGAGUGCACUGUUCCUCUGCGACACGGAAUCGCCGGCUUGGAAGGAAGCCCACAAAUUCCUUCCGCCCAGCAUGUCACCGAAGGCGAUGCGACACCACAUGCCCAUGAUAACGGACGCCGUGACCGCAUCUUUCAACGUGCUGGACCAAACAGAGACCACGGGCCAGGCCUUCAACGUGUUCAAGUUCGCAGGCAAGCUGGCUUCUCAAAUCUCAGCAAAGCUGGUGCUCGGCAUUGACCUGCACCACUUCGAUUCGCUCGAGACGCCGCUGCAUCGGAUGAUGGCUCUCAUUGAACGCGCAGUGAUGCUGAACACCCGCUUGCAGGUGAGGGGGAAGCUUUACUCGUACCUGCCGUUCGGGGCCCCGGCACUCCUCCGACAGAGCCUGAGGGAGGUGUACGGCUACAUUGACCAGGCGAUCCUAGACUGCGACCACGACGGCGCGCCCAGCUUGCCCCUGCAGGCGGCGGCCGUUGGGUCGACCUCGCUCGUCGACUACAUGCUCCGCGCAACGGACGGGUCCGGUCAGAAGAUGACAAGCCGCUAUGUGCGCGGGAACACGCUCGUGCUGCUCGGGGCGGGCUUCAUCACCAGCUCGGCGUUUCUAUCCUGGCUGAUCUACUCGCUCGUCGUCUACCCCGGCACGCAGGCGCGCCUGCUGCAGGAGCUGGUCGACCACGGCGCGGCGCCCGGCAAACGGUGGACAUACGAGGAGAUCCACGCUAUGCCCUUCCUCGACGGCUUCGUCAAGGAAACCCAGCGCGUGCACAGCCCGUCCUUCCAACCCGCUCGCAACGCCCGUCGGGACGUCAUCCUUCCCGGCGGCUGGAGGCUGCCCAAGGGCGCCAUUAUCAUUCCUAGCCUACCCCACCUACACACGAACCCCGACCACUGGAGCGAUCCGUACCGCUUCGAUCCCGAUCGCUGGGCGACGGACCGCGUUAAGGAUCGACACCGCUCCGCGUACGUACCGUUCGCGGCGGGCGCGCGGGGGUGCAUCGGCUUCAAUGCGGCGCUGCUGGAAGCAAAGGUCGCGCUCGCCGAGCUAGUCUACCGGUACGCGUUCGCCGACGCGAGCGAGGCCGCGGUGGAGUACGACCCCGAGUUCAACAACAUCAGGCCAUCGAACUUCUAUGCCACGGCUACCCGGAGAACGGCCUGGCCGGCGCGGACCGGGGCGCCUCGCUGA
Messenger RNA from Diplodia corticola, 1662 nucleotides. Its product is annotated as cytochrome p450. NCBI's taxonomy places the organism in Eukaryota, Fungi, Ascomycota, Dothideomycetes, Botryosphaeriales, Botryosphaeriaceae. The record is from RefSeq and is a predicted model, not a curated record. Gene Ontology annotation, molecular function: iron ion binding; oxidoreductase activity, acting on paired donors, with incorporation or reduction of molecular oxygen; heme binding. The coding region runs from base 1 to 1662 and encodes 553 amino acids. The transcript is spliced from 3 exons.